This is a messenger RNA of Punica granatum (pomegranate), 3646 nucleotides long. Lineage: Eukaryota; Viridiplantae; Streptophyta; Magnoliopsida; Myrtales; Lythraceae. The record is from RefSeq and is a predicted model, not a curated record.
UUACAGAUCUCUGCCAUCAGGAACCCACUGCUGUGUUGUUAUAUCUCUCUCUCUCUCUCUCUCUCUGCAGUUGGUCAGUUCACUUCCCAACACCAUCUCCAUAUCCGUCCGUUCCUCUCGCCAUCAAUUCAAUCAAUGGCCAACUCACAGAAACCCUUCCGUAAACCCUAACGCUCACAACCGAUCCAUUCUCCAAUCACCAUUUUCAGGCUUUAAUCCCAGUUUCCCAUGGCGCUUAGCUGAUACUCUGUUCGUUUCGGCUCAAAAUCUGCCUCUGCCGCCACUAAAGAGCUUGGAGUUCCUCUCACCGUCGCAUGCUCUCGUCGAUCGGUCUCAACGGUGACGCGUAUGAGUGAUUUCUGUGCCCGAUUCGGGGAGGCAUGAAGCGGGAGUUGGCUUUUGCACUGGGGGUCCAGUCUCAGCUCGCCAGCCCGCUCGGUCGGACUCGGUCGUCUCAGGCUCAGUCGCAGUCCACGGUUGAGCUGAGCCACUGUAACGGCGGCCCCCAGAGCGAGGGCGUCAGCAACAAGAGGUUGAAGGUCUCGUCUUUAAUAGUCUACACUCGCAGGGGCAAGCCGAAAAAUGGCGUUUCUGAGGAUUUGAAAGUCGAGCAACUCGAGAAUAGCGAGGAGCUGAAUCUAGAAGCCGUCCCCUGGGAUGCUCAAGAGCGAGAGACAGUGGUGGCGAAUGGCGCAAUUGAGGGGCAGUGCAAUGGCGUUUCACGUAAGUCUAUGACUGAAGAGGAGCUCACGAUCGAUGAGGCUGGGUUGGUGGAUGUGCUUGUUGAGGAGGAUUUGGCACCCCCUUGUGAAAGGGCUGAGCUUUGUGGAGAACUCAGAGUUGAUUCAGAAGAAGGAUUGGUAGAUGUCGUAAUUCGAGAAGAUAGUCGUAGAUUAGGCUCCUUUUUCUCUAAAGGUGGGGGAGAUGCAGUCUUUCUUGGUGGGAGUCCUGGACCAUCGAGAAGGUUUACGCGGUCAUUUGUAAACGAGGACGAGGUAGCUGCAAAUGGUGUAGGCAAUGAGGCUCCCUCGAAUGUGGAUAGGGGGCCCCAUGAAAUGGCCUCACCUGAGAAUUUGCAAUUGAAGAUGUCUGGAACUAAGAAUGUGCAAAAUAAGAAGCUACAGACUGUCAGGGAUCUUUUCGAGACCGGUUUGCUUGAAGGGGUAACGGUGGUUUACAUGGCCGGUGUAAAUAAGGCACCUGGUCUUCGAGGUACUAUUAUGGAUGGCGGGAUACUGUGUUCAUGCUCUAAUUGCGAGGGACGUAGAGUUAUUCCGCCUUCACAGUUUGAGAUUCAUGCCUGUAAAGUGUAUAGACGGGCGGCGCAGUAUAUCUGCUUAGAAAAUGGAAAGAGCCUACUUGAGGUUUUGAAAGCUUGUAGACGUGCUCCAGUGAAUUUGUUGGAAGCCACUGUUCAGCGUAUUAUUUAUUCUUUGCCCGCAGAGAAAACUUUCACUUGUAGAGGGUGCAAAGGUACCUUCCCUCCAUCCAGUUUUGCAAGAACAGGACACUUCUGCAGUUCAUGUGCAGAAUUGAGGAAAUCCCAAGAUUCCCAAAGCAUUACUAUUCAUUCAAUGGAGAAGAAAUCUAGCAGGUCAGCAAAUGCUGUUUUAACUUUGGACUCCCCCGUUAGUCCUGUCACAAGUUUCUCUACGCAAGAUAAUGGUCAAUGGAUGCACAAGAGGAGGUCCAAAGAUGAACAGUUGAUAUCCAAGUCACCUGAAAUUGUCUCAGCAUAUCCAAGGAGGGCUCAUUUGAGAUUAGUGGCAAAGUCGCCUGAAGCACUUCUCAUCUCAAAAUCCUCCAGAAGUGCUUCACCUUGUAUUUCUCGGAAACAGAAAAGUCGAAUAAAAAUGAUGGACAAGUCCUGGAGAUCAGUGCCUAGGAUGAAGCUAUCAAAAGUUGCUUCAACUUCCAUCUCAUCACCAAGGAGGACUCAAUGGAAAAUCACCAUAAAAGAUCAGCGAUUGCAUAGACUGGUAUUUGAUAAAGAUGGAUUGCCUGAUGGGACUGCAUUGGCCUACUACUCUCGUGGACAGAAGCUGCUUGAGGGUUAUAAGCAAGGGUUUGGCAUAUUCUGCAAAUGCUGCAACAGUGAGGUUAGUGCCUCGCAGUUCGAGGCUCAUGCUGGUUGGUCUUCAAGAAAGAAGCCGUAUUCAAAUAUUUACACUUCAAAUGGUGUGUCUCUGCAUGAACUAGCAAUAUCCCUCUCAAAGGGUCGUAGAUAUUCUGCUAAGGACAACGAUAACCUCUGCACUAUUUGUGCUGAUGGUGGGAACCUCCUACUUUGCGAUGGAUGCCCCAGGGCCUUCCACAGAGAAUGUGCGUCUCUUACGACUAUCCCUCGUGGUGACUGGUACUGCCAUUAUUGCCAGAAUAUGUUCCACAGAGAGAAGUUCGUUAAUGAAAAUGCUCUUGCUGCUGGAAGAGUCUCUGGAGUUGACCCCAUUGAAGACAUUUCAAAGAGAUGCAUUCGUAUAGUCAGAAACAUUGGAACAGAAAUUAGUGGUUGUGUACUAUGUGGAUGUUACGACUUUAGCAAGUCUGGUUUUGGUCCUCGUACCAUCAUUCUUUGUGAUCAGUGUGAGCAGGAGUUUCACAUUGGCUGUUUGAGGGAACAUAAAAUGGCAAAUCUCAAGGAACUGCCAAAGGGGAAGUGGUUUUGCUCUAGGGAUUGCAAUCGUAUCCACUCUACCUUGCAGAAUUUGGUAACUCGUGGGGCAGAGAAGCUCCAAGACUCAUUUUUGGACAAUAUAAAGAAGAAGCACGAGGAGAAAGGUUUGGAUAUGGUUGACAAUCUUAAUGUGAGUUGGAGGCUGCUAAGCGGCAGUUUUGCUUCACCUGAAUCUAGACGUUUGCUCUCUGAAGCUGUUGCUAUAUUCCAUGAAUGUUUCGACCCAAUAGUUGAUUGGAUGAGCGGCCGUGAUCUCAUACCCUCCAUGGUUUAUGGGAGGAGCACGAGGGGCCAAGAGUAUGGGGGAAUGUACUGUGCUGUGUUGAUUGUGAACUCAGUUGUUGUUUCAGCUGGUAUUUUUAGAGUUUUUGGACGAGAACUUGCUGAGCUUCCCUUAGUUGCGACAAGCAAGGAGAACCACAAUAAGGGCUACUUCCAGUUGUUGUUCUCUUGCAUAGAGAAGUUAUUGGCCUUCUUGAACGUGAGGAGCCUCGUACUACCUGCUGCUGUAGAAGCGGAGUCCAUAUGGACCAAUAGAUUUGGCUUUAAAAGGAUAACUGCAGAGGAGCUUACAAAAUACAAAAAGAUGGGAUGUCAAAUGGUCACCUUCCAAGGAACAUCUAUGUUGAAGAAACCGGUCCCUCAAUAUAGACUCGCUAGCAAUGGUGAAUUAUGACAACAUGACAAUUUCGAUUUUUCUUUCGGUCAUUGUUUUAGGUUCUUGGGUUAGAGGUUAUUCGUGUAAAAAAAAACUAUCCUGUUUUUUUGGUUUUUACUAUGUGGCAAUGAUUCGAGCAUAUUGUAUCAUAGAUGCAAUUGGGGCAGUCUCCCUUGUACUGUAGGUUGGGAAGCUCCAGGCAGACAAUUCACCACAUGGAUGGAACUCGAAGAAUCCAUGAUUGGGAUGCUUUUUUUCGAUGAAAAGAUGUUGAAAUCCUUAUUGAUUGAUAUGUUGUAUCUACUUUUGGAAUC